AUGGCGGCGACGGAGCUCAGAGGAGCGCUGGGCCCGGGCCCGGCCACCAUGGCGGCCCCGGGCGGCGGCGGCGCCGGUCCCCCCGGGGUGGGAGGUGGAGGCGCCGGCGGCCGCGGAGACUCCGGGCCGGGCCCCGGGCUUGUACCGGGCGCGGCGGCCACGGUGGCGGCGGGCGGCCCGAGCCCUGGGGCCGGGGCAGUGGCGGCGGCGGGCCCGGCUCCCGCGCCGCCGGCGGGGGGCUCGGGCGCCGGGGGCUCGGGCUCGGGCUCGGCUCGCGAGGGCUGGCUCUUCAAAUGGACCAAUUACAUCAAAGGCUACCAGCGGCGGUGGUUCGUGCUGAGCAACGGGCUCCUCAGCUACUACAGGUCGAAGGCAGAGAUGAGGCACACGUGCCGCGGCACCAUCAACCUCGCCACGGCCAACAUCACGGUGGAGGACUCCUGCAAUUUCAUCAUCUCCAAUGGGGGCGCGCAGACCUACCACCUGAAGGCGAGCUCGGAGGUGGAGCGGCAGCGCUGGGUCACGGCCCUGGAGCUGGCCAAGGCCAAGGCGGUGAAGAUGCUGGCCGAGUCAGAUGAGUCAGGAGACGAAGAGUCCGUCUCCCAGACCGACAAGACGGAGCUGCAGAACACCCUGCGGACCCUGUCCAGCAAGGUGGAGGACCUGAGCACCUGCAACGACCUGAUUGCCAAGCACGGCACAGCGCUGCAGCGCUCGCUCAGCGAACUGGAGGCCCUGCGGCUGCCGGCCGAGAGCAGCGAAAAGAUCAAGCAGGUCAACGAGCGCGCCACGCUCUUCAGGAUCACGUCCAACGCCAUGAUCAAUGCCUGCAGAGAUUUCCUCGUGCUGGCCCAAACCCACAGUAAGAAGUGGCAGAAGUCCCUGCAGUACGAGAGGGACCAGCGCAUCCGCCUGGAAGAGACCCUGGAGCAGCUGGCGAAGCAGCACAACCACCUGGAGAGGGCCUUCCGGGGGGCCACUGUGCUGCCUGCAGGCGCGCCUGGCGCCGGCUCCAGCAAAGAUCAGUGCUGCUCUGGCAAAGGCGACCUGAGUGAUGAGGAUGACGAGAACGAGUUUUUUGACGCCCCUGAGAUCAUCACCGUGCCCGAGAACUUGGGCCACAAACGCACCGGCAGCAACAUCAGUGGAGCCAGCAGCGACAUCAGCCUUGAUGAGCAGUACAAGCACCAGCUGGAGGAGACCAAAAAGGAGAAGCGGACGCGGAUACCAUACAAGCCGAACUACAGCCUGAACCUGUGGAGCAUCAUGAAGAACUGCAUCGGCAAAGAGCUCUCCAAGAUCCCCAUGCCGGUGAACUUUAACGAGCCCUUAUCCAUGCUUCAGCGCCUCACUGAAGACCUGGAGUACCAUGAGCUGUUAGACCGGGCUGCCAAGUGUGAGAACUCUCUAGAACAGCUCUGUUAUGUUGCAGCUUUCACCGUGUCCUCCUACUCCACUACUGUCUUCCGUACCAGCAAGCCAUUCAACCCACUCCUUGGGGAGACCUUUGAGCUGGACCGGUUAGAGGAGAGUGGCUACCGAUCCCUCUGUGAGCAGGUGAGCCACCACCCCCCAGCGGCUGCACACCAUGCUGAGUCCAGAAACGGCUGGACACUGCGGCAGGAGAUCAAGAUCACCAGCAAGUUUCGUGGCAAAUACCUCUCCAUUAUGCCCCUCGGUAGCAUCCACUGUAUUUUCCAUGCAACUGGGCACCACUACACUUGGAAGAAAGUGACUACAACAGUGCACAACAUCAUCGUGGGCAAAUUGUGGAUUGAUCAGUCUGGUGAGAUUGACAUCGUGAAUCACAAGACAGGGGACAAGUGCAAUCUGAAAUUUGUUCCUUAUAGCUACUUCUCUCGGGAUGUCGCGAGAAAGGUGACGGGGGAGGUGACCGACCCGUCGGGCAGAGUUCACUUCGUGCUGCUGGGCACAUGGGAUGAGAAAAUGGACUGCUUCAAAUCGCAGCCGGUCCCCGGGGAGAACGGGGGUGACGCCCGGCAGCGCGGCCAUGACGCGGAGGAGAGCAGGGUGCUGCUCUGGAAGCGGAACCCUCUACCGAAGAACGCGGAGAACAUGUACUACUUCUCCGAGCUGGCUCUGACCCUCAACGCCUGGGAGGCCGGCACCGCGCCCACGGACAGCCGGCUGCGGCCUGACCAGAGGCUGAUGGAGAACGGGCGCUGGGACGAGGCGAACGCGGAGAAGCAGCGCCUGGAGGAGAAGCAGCGGCUUGCGAGGAAGAAGCGCGAGGCCGAGGCCGUGAGGGCCACGGAGGACGGCACGGCCCACGACCCCUACAAGGCUCUGUGGUUCGAGCGCAGGAAGGACCCGGUGACCCGGGAGCUGACGCACAUCUACCGCGGCGGCUACUGGGAGUGCAAGGAGCGGCAGGACUGGGACUCGUGCCCCGACAUCUUCUGA
Rangifer tarandus platyrhynchus (Svalbard reindeer) is the source of this 2424-nucleotide messenger RNA. NCBI's taxonomy places the organism in Eukaryota, Metazoa, Chordata, Mammalia, Artiodactyla, Cervidae. The record is from the annotation of a GenBank genome assembly.